This is a messenger RNA of Mytilinidion resinicola, 1620 nucleotides long. RefSeq lists its product as uncharacterized. Lineage: Eukaryota; Fungi; Ascomycota; Dothideomycetes; Mytilinidiales; Mytilinidiaceae. The transcript has 2 exons. Gene Ontology annotation, molecular function: ceramide glucosyltransferase activity. The record is from RefSeq and is a predicted model, not a curated record. Gene Ontology annotation, biological process: glucosylceramide biosynthetic process. Gene Ontology annotation, cellular component: membrane. Bases 1 to 1620 code for a protein of 539 amino acids.
AUGAUUGCAGAGGCUGUCGCCACUGUGUGCCUGGUCUGGUAUCUGUUGGUGAUAGUUCCAGUCUGUACAAUCGGCUAUACGCAAUUGUAUCGCUGGUACUCGCGACCGCCCCCUCCGGCAGCCUGCCUCACCUCUCUACCCGCAGAAGAUAUCCCACAUGUUACCAUCAUCCGCCCGGUGAAGGGUCUUGAGCCACGUCUCUACGAAUGCCUCGCUGCGACCUUCCGCCAAACGUACCCACGCGACAAACUGACUAUCUUCUUUUGUGUGUCUUCACGCGAUGACCCUGGCUUCCCAGUCCUGGAGCGGCUCAUCCGCGACUUUCCGGGCUUCGACGUGACUAUCUUAGUUGAGCAGGAAGACGCGAGACUCCAGAACGAGCAUGGGGAUAACGACAAUGGAGUCGGUGAACACGCGCAGCUGGGCCCGAACCCGAAGAUCAGGAACAUGAGCCGGGCGUAUCGUGAAGCAAAGGGCGAUAUUGUCUGGAUUAUUGACUGCAAUGUGUGGGUUGGAAAAGGUGUCGCCGGACGCAUGGUCGACACACUGUGUGGAUAUGGAGGCAAGAGGAGGUACAAGUUCGUACAUCAGAUUCCGCUAGUCGUGGACACGUCCAGCGAGACCGCGGACUCUGAAACGCGGGGAUUGUUGGCUCCACAGGUUCAUGAUGAGGGUGAUGGUGCCCUUCAUGUUGCAUCUACAAGCACAGCAAGCACCGAUCUCCGCAACCCGACCGACUCCCAUUCGGACGUAAAACAUAUCCUCCAGACUGGUGGUGGUAGGCUCGAAGAACUCUUCAUGUCCUCCUCCCAUGCCAAAUUCUACACCGCCAUCAACACCGUCCUGAUCGCUCCCUGCAUCGUCGGUAAAUCGAACAUGUUCCGCCGCUCCCAUCUCGCCGCUUUGACCUCCUCAAACCCAGCUCGCGCGCCCGGUAUCGACUUCUUUUCGGACAACAUCUGCGAGGACCACCUGAUCGGCGACGCGCUUUGGAAAAAGCCGCAGCCAUUCGAGCUAGAGGCUGUUGCUAAAGGAGGGAAACGAGAGAAAUGGGGGAAGCACGCUCUCGUAUUCGGCGAUAUAGCUUUCCAACCAAUGUCAUCCAUGUCAGUCCGCGAAUACAUCGCCCGCCGCGUGCGUUGGCUACGCGUGCGAAAAUUCACAGUUGCACUGGCAACGCUGGUCGAACCAGGAACAGAAAGCAUAUUGUGCAGCCUAUACGGCGCAUUUGCGGUGACAACACUGCCCUUCUUCAGAGGCUGGUUCGGCAUUCCACCUUCCUGGGCAUCAUUCUGGACCCUCUUUGCGAUCAGUGUGGGUGUAUGGGCGACGGUAGACUGGACGUUGUACCGACGGUUGCAUUCGGCGAAAAGUAUUGAACUCGAUUCCGAAACACCGGACUUCGCACGGCCACCGAAAAGAGCAAGAUGGGGAGGAACGAGGAGGCCGUUUAAGGAGUGGCUCGCUGCGUGGGUUGGAAGGGAGGUUCUCGCGUUCCCGAUCUGGGCGUGGGCGAUAUUCGGGGGCGUGAGUGUGGAGUGGAGAGGCAAGAGAUUCUGGGUGGGACUCGAUAUGAAGGUGCAUGAGAUUGUGGAGGCUGGGGACAAAAGAAAGGAUUGA